GUUUUAUUUUUCUAGAACGUUCUAUAGCUUAUCAUCUAUCCAAUCCGCAGAAUCAUGCAGCAGGGCUAUUUCGCCGCACAGCAGCCAAUGCUUCCGCCUGGGUGGCAGCUCGCCUACACCCCAGACGGAAAGCCUUAUUACAUCGACCACAAUACCAAGACCACCCACUGGACGAUGCCUUCUACUGCUUUUGAGUCCUACUACAGCGGGCGCUCCGCCCGUGGAGGCUACCGUGGCGGAAGAGCGGGAAUCGACAAGACGAAAAUGAAGACUAAAAUGUGUAUAUAUUGGGAGAAAAACGGAACGUGUGCCUGGGGAGACCGUUGUGCCUUUGCCCAUGGGGCGAGAGAUCUUAAUAAUUCGUCGAAUCAACCCACACCUGGUACGUACUGAGUAGGAGCUCUUUUUUUUUAAUCUAUUAUCAAUUGUAGCUCUUGCGGUUUCUUGGAAUAGAUUAGUUAAAAAAUCUAUUUAGGUGUGUUUCGUAUGAUUCCUUUUUUUUCGAGAGGAAAUGAAUUUGUUAAUGUUUUACCUUGAAUAAAUAAGUGAUAAAUAUUUCAUGUGAUUAAGGGCUUCAUUUUGUGAGAGGGCUCAUCGAACUGAAUAAAUGACUAGGAAUGAUAAACGGCUCUUCAAAAAAUAAAACCGUAAUGAGAUAAGGUUUGCACGCUUGGUUUCUUUAUCCAAGUAUUACUUUUUGUUUUGUUCAUUUAGCAAUGCUUAGUAAAAGACCUUUACAAAAAUAGAGAGGGACGCCCAUGACUUAUGCCUCGUUACCUGUCGGAUUUGUUUGUUAAUAUUGACUCUCUUUUAUUAAAGAAAACUGGAAUGCCUUUCAUAUCUUUUCAGCUUAUUCUGCAUCUGCUUUUAAAUCGCAUAACCUUAUCCUCUGCUUCCUCUCGAAAUCUCAUUUAUCUAUUUUUCUCUGUGUGGUAUAUCGCAUGACCUAUAUUGAUAUUUUUUAUUGUCAGAAUGUCAAUCUUCCACAAUAUUCAUUGCUGAUGUACUCAUAGUCAGCAUUUGUUCCGCUACCUUUCAUUCGAGGGGAUAUAUACCAAUAAGGUUGAAUUACUGCUCUAGUUAAUUUAUUCUUUACAAUGCGAAGCGAUUCAUUCCUUUAAUCACAGAAAGAUCUCAGAUUUUUUUGAGCUUUGGAAGCUCUGAUUUCAGUAAAGGCAUCUUUAAUCCUUUGGCGAAGCUAGGCUUUUUUAAUGAACAUCUCUACUGUUUUGGUUGAUCUGCAUUAGUUGAUUUUAGUUUUGCAGUUGAUGUAAUUUUAGUCACCGCAAAUCCAAGGCAAUGAUAUACCAAGGACCUUACUUCGUCUGAUUCAUUAUCCAAAUUGUUAUUUAAUUCAUUGGGGGGAAAUUAAAACGCAAUCAUGGCUUUCAAUUUGAUCUAUGAUCUAUCGUUGAUUCACUUUAAUUUU
Phytomonas sp. Hart1 is the source of this 1429-nucleotide messenger RNA. NCBI's taxonomy places the organism in Eukaryota, Euglenozoa, Kinetoplastea, Trypanosomatida, Trypanosomatidae. The record is from the annotation of a GenBank genome assembly.